CAUAACUUAAAAGAGGCAAAAAUGUCGUUAAAAAUGUCGUUAAACGUUACUUUCUGUCGGUCUGUUGGACUUCGCGUGAUAUACGAGUGGACAGAGAGUUAUGUCAUGUGUGUGUAGUGUGUGGUGUGUGUCAUGCAGCGGAAUAAAGCGGCUGUGAGCGUGGAGGUGAAGCAGGUGAUCGCAGCUCUGUGCAGACUGCUGACCGCCACCGGCCUUCAUCCUGUCCCCGCACCGGACACCUUCAGACGGGCUAAAUUCGGUGCUGGACUCGAAGUGGAGGAUCAGUUUUGGCAGCUGCUGGCCGAUAUCCUUCAGCUGUCCGGCAUUGUUUCCUGUGAAGCGAGUGCACAGCCAGGAGGAGCCUCAGAGUGCAGGAAGCUGGUGGCUGCAGGCCUCUGGCAGACAGGAUACCAUGCUGACUGGAUGUAUUGGAGGGAUGGAGGAGAAGGAAGGGAGGGAGGGAGAUCCUCCAGCAGAGACCUCCUGCUGGCUCUGGGCUGGCUGCUUGCUGAAGGACAGCUGGAGAAACUGCUGUCACAGAGAGUCCAGCAACUGGACAGAACACUGCUCACACCCACACCAGUGAACCCUCAGCUUUCCAGUGAGCUCCAGUUAGACCCGGCAUGUCUGAGGAAACUUCAGUGGCUCGUUGGUUGUCUGAGACACCAGGGCCGGACUUUGCUGUCCAUGCAAGAGGAGCGAACCCGCUUACUCCAUGUUGUUUUCUCUGCCAGCCGUCCCUCUUCUGUGUCCUCCUCCGCUGAUCAGAGCUCCACAGUGCUAAAGAAGGACUGUGUUUGUAUACGGCAGCUCUGUGACCUUCUCGAAGCUUAUCUGAACUGGAAACAGGUGGAGAAAGUCUUCUGGACCUGGAUGGACAGUGUGGUGGACUGCCAUCUGACAGAUCCUGCUGUCAAGAAGCCUACACAUGCACCCGAUGGGAGUGCAAGAGUGUGUCACCACGGAAACCGGGGGCUAGAGAAAUUGGAGGACAUGCUAUUGAGACUGCCUACAGGCCAGAAAGGACAGAGAAGAGGCAGAGGGGAGGCUGAGGACAGAGCAGAAGAAGGACAGAGAUUGCAGGAUGGUUCAAACACCUCCUGCCUCUCUCCUUUUCUCUCCUCUCUCCCCUGCAUACCCUCCCAUCCACAGGUCUACCGAGCCAGACUCCAGACUGAGAAGCCUGUCAGACACAGCAGCCACCGAGCAGAGGGGCCCCACGGCGGGGCCGAGACUCUGGGCGAGCUCCCAGCAUCCCAGGCUGCGCAUACGCUUCUUCAGACGGAGGCUCUACUGCUGGAGAGGAGGGACCGACAAAGAUUGGCCAAUAGGAUGCAGCUGCAAGAGAUGAUCGGCAGGCUGGAUGAACUGGUGCUGAUCCCACCGUAGAGUUUUUUUAGAUCUUUAAAUUAAGCUGAUUUAUUCAUUAAGAAAUAAACACAAUAUGGAUUUUCAUUUUAUAGUUUGCCAAAGAUUGACUUGGCAUGGAAAAGAGAUAUUUUCUUCUUCUAAAAAAAAAAAAAUAAUAAAAAAAAUUGACAACCGAUUAAAAAAAAAAAGAAAAAAGU
Messenger RNA from Plectropomus leopardus (leopard coralgrouper), 1568 nucleotides. RefSeq names its product tubulin epsilon and delta complex 1 (gene tedc1). The record is from RefSeq and is a predicted model, not a curated record. Lineage: Eukaryota; Metazoa; Chordata; Actinopteri; Perciformes; Serranidae.